Messenger RNA from Cylas formicarius (sweet potato weevil), 1199 nucleotides. RefSeq names its product E3 ubiquitin-protein ligase RNF25. The transcript is spliced from 6 exons. The record is from RefSeq and is a predicted model, not a curated record. Gene Ontology annotation, cellular component: nucleus. Bases 118 to 1014 code for a protein of 298 amino acids. Gene Ontology annotation, biological process: protein ubiquitination. Lineage: Eukaryota; Metazoa; Arthropoda; Insecta; Coleoptera; Brentidae. Gene Ontology annotation, molecular function: ubiquitin protein ligase activity; protein binding.
UCCAAACUAACCACAGAUGUUCUAUGACUUUAAGAAGGUUUUUUUUACUUGGAUAGAUUUAUUUUUAUGAAAGAGGAAAUUUAUUGAUCCAAGAUUCUGGCCGUAGUAGAUCUUACUAUGUCCAGUAACGAGCGAGUGCAAGAAGAACUGGAAGCUCUAGAAGCAAUUUUAAUGGACGAUAUUUCAAUAACAUAUGAUAACAAUGGUUGUGCUGAACUAGUCAAGUCUAUAAUCUUCCCUUCGACGGGUAAUGAAGUAGAUAAGCAGUAUGUAUGUGUCACUUUAGAAGUAAGCCUUCCCGAAGGUUAUCCAGAUAUCAAGCCUAUUAUUCAAUUGAGAAACCCGAGAGGGCUAGAUGAUUCAACAAUUGAAUACUUGAACAAGGCUUUAAGAGACAAAUGUGAUGAAUAUUUGGGACAACCUGUAAUUUUUGAACUUAUAGAGUUAAUUAGAGAAAACUUAACACAAAGCAAUUUGCCCACAUGUCAGUGUACUGUGUGCUUGUAUGGUUUCUCUGAAGGGGAUAGUUUCACCAAAACCCAGUGCUUUCACUAUUUCCAUUCAUAUUGUCUAGCCAAACAUAUAAUUGUAACAGAGAAACACUUUAAAGAGGAACAAGAGAAACUUCCAGCCUGGAAAAGGUGCUCAAUUGGAUAUCAGGCGACAUGCCCUGUAUGCCGGGAACAAAUUACUUGUGAUGUUGCGGACCUUAGAAAAGCUCCUCCACCUAUAGAACUUGAAAAAGCUCAAAACUUUGAACUCACCCGCGAUCUGCGAAUCUUCCAGGAAAAAAUGAAAGAACUAUACAAUUAUCAAAAAAGUCGCGGAGGAAUUAUUGACGUGGAAGCCGAAGAAAACAAAUUGCUGUUAAUAACAAAUUCCAAUGAUAAUUCGACUUCAGAAAAUACAAAUGCGGGACCUAGUCUUUCAAGUUCCGUGAAUGAUGAAACAGUGGAGAAUGAAGUACUUAACCGAAACCAAAGAUUUCAAUCCAAAUAUACACAUAAUAGAUGACUAAGGCAUUCCAGCAUGCAUAUCCAUUUGUUCAGUGACAUAUUCCAGAAUACUCUUCUAAAUUAUAUUUGUUUUUGAUAUUUAUUAAGUAUUUAACAACUUGUAAGACAUCUGUUGGUUAGGUUUUAUUAUAUAAUUGUUGUUUAUGUUUUUUUGAUUAUUUUCUAUGUUAAAUAUAUACAUAA